Messenger RNA from Geodia barretti, 1164 nucleotides. Lineage: Eukaryota; Metazoa; Porifera; Demospongiae; Tetractinellida; Geodiidae. The record is from the annotation of a GenBank genome assembly.
AUGUCUGAGAGAUACAUACCCAACUUGACGAAGCAGGGAUUAUACGACCCGCGGUUCGAGCAUGACGCAUGCGGAGUCGGGCUUGUCGCCAAUAUAAAGGGUGUGAAGUCUCAUGACAUCCUGAGGCAGGGACUUGAGAUCCUUUGCAACCUGGAGCAUCGCGGCGCGAAGGGCGCGGAUCCGGAGACGGGCGAUGGCGCGGGUGUGCUGAUACAGAUGCCGCACGAGUUUUUCGGCAAGGAGACGGAGCGGCUAGGCUUCGAGCGCCCGCAGCCGGGACACUAUGCCGUCGGAAUGGCAUUCCUGCCGCAUGACGAAGCGAAGCAGCGUGAAGUCGAAGGUAUCGUGCGCCGCUUCGUGGAGCAGGAAGGGCAGACGCUGCUGGGCUGGCGUGAUGUGCCGAUAUCACCCGACGAGAUUGGUGAGCUUGCGGUCGCGGUUAUGCCUGCUAUUCGUCAGUUCUUCGUGGGACGCAGCGCGGAUAUGGAGAGCGAUUUCGACUUCGAUCUGAAGCUCUUAGUAAUUCGCAGGCAGAUCGAGGACGCCGUUGCCGAGUCAGGGCUGGACGAGCGCGGGGACUUUUACAUUUGCAGCCUGUCGGCUAACAAGAUUGUCUAUAAGGGACUGAUUGUCGCCACGCAGUUGCAGAAUUUCUAUCACGAUCUGGCUGAUGAGAAAGUCGUUACUGCAUUUGCGCUGGUGCAUUCGCGCUUCAGCACGAAUACGCUAGGCACAUGGAAGUUGGCGCACCCAUACCGCAUGGUGAUACACAACGGCGAGAUAAACACCCUGCGCGGAAAUAUCAACUGGAUGACCGCGCGUGAGGGCAUAUUCGAGUCUGACGCGCUCGGCGACGAUGUGAAGAAGCUGCUGCCCAUCAUCACCAAGGGAGUGCAGAGCGAUACGGCGAGUUUCGACAAUGCGCUAGAGUUGCUGCUUGCGACGGGGCGCUCGCUGCCGCACGCUCUGAUGAUGAUGAUACCGGAGGCUUGGGGCGACCAUUUGCCGAUGGAUCAGGGGAAGAAGGACUUCUACGAAUAUCAUUCCUGCCUGAUGGAGCCGUGGGACGGACCCGCGCUCAUGGUCGGUACGGACGGCGUGAAAAGUAUGCGCUGUGCUGGACAGGAACGGUCUGCGUCCAUGUCGCUAUCUCGUAACGACUGA